UCCUUAAAACAGUAACAGUAAACAGUGAUUUAUCACUUUUAAAAAUUGCAAUGAAUAUUAAUUGGUACCAAUGCUAUGCAACUUUUGCUGUUUCAAUGUCUGUUUUGAUAAGUGGAAUGAAUUUUGCUUGGCCAUCUCCAUCAAUACCAAAAUUAUUAGAAGGUACUAAUACAGUAAAAAUUACCAGUGAUGAAGCAUCAUGGCUAGCAGUAAUGUUCCUAAUUGGCUCUAUUUUUGGCGGUCUAGUAGCUGGACGUGCUAUAAACCGUUUUGGCCGUCUCAAAACAAUUCUAUUCUCUUCGGCAUCUUACAUCGGAGCAUGGAUAGCUCUUGCUUUUGCAAAUCACGUUGCCAUCUUGUUUAGUUCCAGAUUCCUCGCUGGUUUCACCGAUUCAUUUGCUUACACUUCAGUGACCAUGUACGUGGGUGAAAUUGCAGACCCACACAUUCGAGGUUUUCUUGGUUCAUACUUGGCGGUAACUGUCAUCAUAGGAAUGUUAUUAGUAAAUGCAUUGGGGUUAUACCUCAGUGUUCAAACCACUGCAUUAAUAUCAAUAAGCAUACCAGUUUUAGUGGUUGUUAUGUGUUUCGGACUACCAGAAAGUCCAUAUUUUUAUAUCAUGAAUGGAAGAAAUGAAGAAGCUAUCAAAAGUUUAAAUAAAUUUAAAAAAUCAGAUGUGGUUCAAGCUGAGUUUCUAAGAUUGAAAACAUCAAUAGAUGAAGAAAUGAAAAACAAAGGAAGAUUUGUUGAUAUAUUUCAAGUACCUUACUAUCGGAAAACUUUGAUUAUAUUAACAACUUUACGAUGUGCCAAACAAUUCGUAGGAAUAUCAGCAAUCACCUUCUAUACAGACACAAUAUUCUCUGAGAUGGACAGUGGUAUCUCUUCAGAAAUAUGGGUAAUACUUUUUACAUCGUGA
Messenger RNA from Dalotia coriaria, 920 nucleotides. RefSeq names its product facilitated trehalose transporter Tret1-like. Gene Ontology annotation, biological process: transmembrane transport. The record is from RefSeq and is a predicted model, not a curated record. Gene Ontology annotation, cellular component: membrane. Lineage: Eukaryota; Metazoa; Arthropoda; Insecta; Coleoptera; Staphylinidae. Gene Ontology annotation, molecular function: transmembrane transporter activity. The transcript is spliced from 2 exons. The coding region runs from base 51 to 920 and encodes 289 amino acids.